AUGCUGCAGCAGUGCAUCCUGAGGACGUGCCAUGUGCUUGCACUGGUGCUGUGUGUUUCAGCCAGUGAGGACUUUGACUGGACAAAGAAUGAGAAAACAUCCUUCUACUACGGCACCUUCCCAACUGGUUUCUCCUGGGGAGCUGGCAGCUCUGCCUAUCAGACUGAAGGGGCUUGGAACAUAGACGGCAAAGGAAUGAGCAUCUGGGAUACGUUCGCCCACAAAAAAGGGAAAAUAUUCUCAAAUGAUACGGGAGACUCCUCGUGUGAGGGAUACUACAAAUUCAAGGAUGACAUCACCUUGAUGAAAGACAUGAAGCUGAAUCAUUAUCGUUUCUCCAUCUCCUGGCCAAGGAUUUUACCAAGUGGACUGAAAAGUGAACACAUCAAUGAGAAAGGAAUCAAAUAUUACAACGACCUGAUUAACAUCCUGCUGGAAAAUAAGAUCACACCUGUUGUUACUCUGUAUCACUGGGAUUUACCUCAGGUGUUACAGGAGAAAUACGGCGGCUGGCAGAACAUCAGCAUGGUGAACUACUUCAACGACUUUGCCAACUUGUGCUUUGAAAGAUUUGGGAACAGAGUGAGGUACUGGAUCACAUUCAACAACCCCUGGUCGAUUGCUGUGGAGGGAUAUGAAACAGGGGAACAUGCGCCCGGGCUGAAGCUGAAGGGAACAGGAGCUUACAAAGCUGCUCACCAUAUCAUCAAAGCACAUGCUAAGGUUUGGCACACGUACGACAUGCAGUGGCGAAGCAAACAAAAAGGCCUAGUUGGGAUCUCGCUAACAGCUGACUGGGGUGAACCGGUGGACAUCACCAACCAGAGGGACAUUGAAGCAGCAGAGAGAUACAUCCAGUUCUACAUGGGCUGGUUUGCUACUCCCAUCUUCAACGGAGACUAUCCCCAGGUUAUGAAAGACUACAUCGGCAGGAAGAGUGGCCAGCAGGGCCUGGGAGCUUCACGGCUGCCCGUCUUCUCGCCUCAGGAAAAGAGCUACAUCAAGGGAACCUGCGACUUCCUGGGCCUCGGCCAUUUCACUACUCGCUACAUCACCCAGAAGAAUUACCCAUCAGGCCUCGGAGAUAGCUACUUCGCAGAUCGUGACCUCGCUGAGCUGGUUGACCCGCAGUGGCCUGAUCCUGGCUCUGAAUGGCUCUAUUCUGUUCCCUGGGGCUUCCGACGCUUGUUGAACUUUGUCAAGACUCAGUAUGGAAACCCCAUGAUCUACGUGACAGAAAACGGCGUGUCAGAGAAAAUGCUCUGCACCGACCUCUGUGAUGACUGGAGAAUGCAGUACUUCAAAGACUACAUCAACGAAAUGCUCAAAGCAAUCAAGGACGGGGUAAACGUGAAGGGCUACACAGCCUGGUCUCUCCUCGACAACUUUGAGUGGGAUGAAGGAUACUCUGAGAGGUUCGGCCUCUACUAUGUGGACUUCAGGAACAAGAACAAACCACGCUACCCGAAGGCCUCAGUCCAGUUCUAUAAACGCAUCAUCAGCUCUAAUGGUUUCCCCAACCAGAGAGAGGUGGAGAGUUGGAAGAGGAAAGCUGUGGAGACCUGCUCCUCCAGUAACCAGCUCCUGGCUGCAGAUCCACUGAUAGGCCACAUGGAGAUGGUAACAGAGAUUGUGGUUCCCACCGUGUGCACGCUCUGCAUCCUCCUCAGUGCAGUCUUCCUCAUGUUCCUGCUGCGUGGACGCCUCUGA
Molecule: messenger RNA, 1710 nt
Organism: Seriola dumerili (greater amberjack)
Lineage: Eukaryota; Metazoa; Chordata; Actinopteri; Carangiformes; Carangidae
Gene: lctla
Product: lactase-like protein
Exons: 13
Coding region: 1-1710 (569 amino acids)
Biological process (GO): carbohydrate metabolic process
Molecular function (GO): beta-glucosidase activity
Source: RefSeq, a predicted model, not a curated record